Molecule: messenger RNA, 1462 nt
Organism: Amyelois transitella
Lineage: Eukaryota; Metazoa; Arthropoda; Insecta; Lepidoptera; Pyralidae
Gene: AgmNAT
Exons: 6
Coding region: 144-878 (244 amino acids)
Molecular function (GO): N-acetyltransferase activity
Source: RefSeq, a predicted model, not a curated record
UGUAAUUAUAUAUACAUAAUUGGACACCGAAGAUAUUUAUUAUCUUAGUCACCGCGAUUACAAAAUAGGAUUUAUACAGUUUUGUAGUCAGUUGUGUCUAGUCAGUGUUGAUAAUAAACGUGUUGUAGGGAUAAUUCGUCAAGAUGCCGUGGAAGAGACCUGACAGCGUCCCUUUGGGUCAGGUAUGGAGUCGGUUCAGAGGAAGGGAAAGAGACGGAAAACCAGCGAAAAUGUAUCAAAUCCGGGACUUGGACCCUAAAUACGAGGAGCAGUGUCUCGACCUGAUGGUGGAAACCUUCCUGAGAGACGAGCCGCUCAGCAAGGUAUUAGACAUCAAAUCCGACCCUAUAUCGAUAAAAUCCAUCAGAUCCAACUGGGAAGAAUACCUCAGUCAGAACAUAAGUCUAGCAUGUUUCACUGAAGAAGAUGGACAACCAGGCCAGCUAGUCGGCUUCAAUAUACUCGUCAUGAAAUGUGAAGCGGACGGCGAAGAGUCAUUUGAGCAUAUCGAGGGAGAACCCUGGAGGAAGCUUGUUAAGACCUUGGACACAGCGGAGAAGCUCGUCAACGUCUUCGACCAUUACGGGGUGGACAGGUACUUGUCUUCAAGUGGCUUGACGGUCCUGCCUGAGCAUCGGGGGCAGAACAUUGGAGCUAGGAUGUUCGCUGCCAGGGAGCCCCUCUGCAGAGCCCUGAAGGUGGACGCUGUUUGCACAGUGUUCACUGCUAUCACGUCUCAGGUGCUGGCGGCUAAAUGUGGCUAUGAACUGUUGGCCGAGUUGCAUUACUCCGCUAUGUUGGAACAGGGCGUGAACUUGGUCGGGGUGGACACUCUUAGCGCUAAAGUUAUGGGCAUUAAGUUUCAUCAUAAAUAUUAGCUGACAUUCAAAUGGUACAUACAUACAUAAAAUCACGCCUCUUUCCCGGAGGGGUAGGCAGAGACUACCUCUUUCCACUUGCCACGAUCUCUGCAUAUUUCCUUAGCCAGUUAGAAAGGAUAUAAUGUUAUAGUCAAUACUAAGAUACCAAAUUUUAUUUAUUUUAAUAUAAAUGAAUGUACGUAAUUAAAAAGUAAUUUUAUUUAAAAAUAAAUUAUUAAAAAAAAGGACAGCAAUUUUAUUUGUUUUGUUUGAAUCACUGUACUUAAUUAAACAGUAAUUUUAAUCUAAAAAAAAUUCAGUAUCUUUAUUUGUUUUUAUGUGAAUCACUGAAUAUUUGUAUCAUAAUUUUGGGGUGCAUUCACACUGAGGCCGAGCCAUUUAAAAGCUAAGUUUCUGUAUAAUAUCGUGUCGUAUUUCGUCUUAGUGUGUACUGCCCCUAAACGCUGGGUAUAAAUAAAAAACAGUAUUUUUAGUACACAUUAAUAUAUUUGACUUGUACACACGUUUGUAGUAAAUGCAAUGUAAAUCACUGUAAAUUACACAUUGUAAAAAUAAAUUUUACAUAAAUGCAUCAAAACAUC